Molecule: messenger RNA, 747 nt
Organism: Monoraphidium neglectum
Lineage: Eukaryota; Viridiplantae; Chlorophyta; Chlorophyceae; Sphaeropleales; Selenastraceae
Product: PXMP2/4 family protein 4
Exons: 2
Coding region: 1-747 (248 amino acids)
Cellular component (GO): membrane; cytoplasm
Source: RefSeq, a predicted model, not a curated record
AUGCAGAGCAACUCCCUGUCGAUGGGCAACCCGUUCAAAGCGCUGUGGGGCGCGUACGAGCGGCAGCUGCAGCGGCGGCCGGUGCUGACGCAGAUGACCACCAGCGCCGCGCUGUGGGGCUUUGGCGACCUGUGUGCCCAACGCUUCGAAGCCUACGAGCGCGCCCACCUCCACCACCCCGCCGCCGCGCCAGCCGCCGCCAAGGCGGCACCGCCGCCCGCGGCGGCCGCCGCCGCCGCCGCCGCCGCCGCGGAGGGCACCGACUGGCGCCGCGCGCUGCUGACCGCGAUCUACGGCGCGACGUUCGUCGGGCCCGUCGGCCAUUACUGGUACUUCGGCCUCGACGCCGCCUGCGCCAGGAUCUUCGCGCCGGGCAGCCCCCAGUUCAUAGCGCUCAAGGUGCUGGUCGACACCGCCGUCAUGGGACCGUUUUACGUGUCCAGUUUCUUCGCGUAUGGGUGCGCGUUCAUCGACGGCGGCGGCAUGGAGGAGUUCCGGCGGAAGAUGAAGACCGACUUUGUGUCGACCCUCGCGUUGGAGGUUUCGGUGUGGCCGUUUGUGCAGUCGGUCAACUUCUGGAAGGUGCCGGUCAAACACCAGCUGCUGGUGGUCAACAGCAUGACGGUGGUGGACGCGGCGUUCAUGAGCUGGGCCAGGAACCAGGAGGACUGGCUGCAGCAGCUCUUGGACCGCAUGGCAGUCUCACAGGCGGCAGCGGGGCCACAGGCCAAACCCAAAAAGCCCUGA